This is a messenger RNA of Tinamus guttatus (white-throated tinamou), 386 nucleotides long. Lineage: Eukaryota; Metazoa; Chordata; Aves; Tinamiformes; Tinamidae. The record is from RefSeq and is a predicted model, not a curated record.
AUGACAUUCAGUAAUGGGGGAGAAUUUGACAUCCUCUACCGCAACAGAAAGGAAAUGAAUGUCCCGUCUCCAAGGCCUUGCCAACCCAAUGGAGACAGUGAGGAAGCCCUGCAGAAUGAAAUCGAAGAGCUGAAGCAGAAGGACCUUGCUCUAGACCAGGAAAUCGCACAGUUUUUGUCUGAAGGCUACAGUCUGGAAGAGCUGGAGAAACAUAUCUCUUUACUCCAUGAGUAUAAUGAUAUUAAAGAUGCUGGACAGAUGCUGUUAGGCAAGCUGGCUGUUAUUCGAGGGGUGACCACAAAGCAGCUAUACCCUGAGUAUGAUCUGGAGCUCAGCGACUAGUGUUGAUCCUGAAGACCAUGGUGUCCUGCAAAGACACCUGUUAC